AUGCUUGUGUUUCUUCUUUCCUCAAUAAAGAGCUCCCUGGCCCUUUCUCUGACCCUAACGGGCCCUCGGAUAUCGUAUUUCUGGAAUGUCUCUAUUCGGCUGGGUGCAGCUGUAUGGGACAAAAGAAGAAAUCUUUGUGCUAUCCCCGGGAAGAUUUGUAGAUUUCGGUAUAGGAGUACCUAG
Messenger RNA from Penicillium digitatum Pd1, 183 nucleotides. The record is from RefSeq and is a predicted model, not a curated record. NCBI's taxonomy places the organism in Eukaryota, Fungi, Ascomycota, Eurotiomycetes, Eurotiales, Aspergillaceae.